Molecule: messenger RNA, 773 nt
Organism: Cygnus atratus (black swan)
Lineage: Eukaryota; Metazoa; Chordata; Aves; Anseriformes; Anatidae
Gene: PITHD1
Product: PITH domain containing 1
Exons: 6
Coding region: 26-655 (209 amino acids)
Cellular component (GO): nucleus
Source: RefSeq, a predicted model, not a curated record
GGCUCGCUGUGGGCGGGGCGUGGCCAUGGCGCAGGGUCCCGCGCACGGCCCCGGGCGCUGCUGCUGCUGCGGGGCGGGGGGCGGCGGGGAGCGGGGCGCGGCCUGGGGGCUGCACCUGCGGAUCGACCGGCAGCGCCUGCACUGCCUCAACGAGCGCCGCGACGGCAGCGGAGCCCUCGUCUUCCGCGCCUGGGAGGAGCGCGGCGACCGCGGGAAGUUCGUGGAGAGCGACGAGGACGCGGAGCUGCUCUUCAACGUGCCGUUCACGGGCAGCGUCAAGCUGAAGGGCGUCAUCGUCAUGGGCGAGGACGACGGCUCGCACCCGGCGGAGAUGAGGCUGUUCAAGAACAUUCCUCACAUGUCCUUCGAUGAUGCAGCCAGGGAACCGGAUCAGAUGUUCAGCCUGAACCGGGACCCCACGGGCGAGCUGGAGUACCCCACCAAAGUUGCCCGUUUCUCCAGCGUUAACCAUCUCUCCAUCCACUUCCCGAAGAACUUUGGAGCAGAGACAACCAAGAUAUUUUAUAUAGGCCUCAAGGGAGAGUGGACAGAGGCCGCCCGGCACGAGGUGACCAUCUGCAGCUACGAGGCGGCGCCCAACCCGGCCGAGCACCGGCUGCAGCAGCUCACCCCGCAGACGCACUUCAUCUCCUAGCGCCGCCUGGGCGGGACGGCCGGGGGGCUCCGGGGGGCUGCGGCCCGGUACCGGCCCCGCUGUGAGCCCCCCCCCGGCGCCGGCCCCUCCUCGCUGCCAAUAAAGGACCGGGCUCGGA